AUGUUUUAACAAAAACAAUUCGAUUAUUCAUAAACUCCAGAAGUUUAAUAAUUAUAUUAAGAAUUUUUUUUAUGCUUUUUAAGAAAAACAAAUUGUUCAAGACUUUAUUUAGGGCAUGUCAAGAAUAAUGUCCUUUAUUAUUAAAAAAAUUAUAGAGUAGAAAAAAUUCAAAAUUGGAUUAGGAUGAAUUUCCAACAAUUCAAUUUUGAAUAAUCUGAACCUAAAAUUUUAACUGUAUCUAUGAAGUAUAGAAUAAGGUAAAGGUAAAAUCAUUUUUAAAGGAUUAAAAGCGGCUGA
Messenger RNA from Paramecium sonneborni, 297 nucleotides. The record is from the annotation of a GenBank genome assembly. Lineage: Eukaryota; Ciliophora; Oligohymenophorea; Peniculida; Parameciidae.